AUGGCUUCUCAGGCUAUAGUCCAGGUGACCCAAGACUGGCUGCAGUCUUCUCUGCAUGUCCGGGUACCUUUUGCCUGGCUGGAGGCCUGUGUGGAGUGGCUACAGGAAGAGGCAGGAGGUGCAGGCAGAUUGUCACAGCAAAACAUCAACCAACAGGUUUUUGACCAGUGGCUCUCGACUGACCUAAAAGACUUGGCCUACGCAGUUCUCCCUGAAGGAAUUGCUCAAACCCACAGCACACAGCUCAAUGGCACCUUCUGUGUACAGGUUGACUCUUUACGGGACAUCAGCCAGCCCGCGUACAGUCAACUGCAGCAGUUAAAGGGCACAGAUUGCGCCAAUGACAGUGUUUCGGCUACCACACAGAGCACCCAGAGGCCGUGGGAGAGCAGACCCACACGUAUGCUCCUACUGCAGGUGACAGAUGGAGUCCAAAGCUUGGAGGCAAUGGAGUAUCAGCCGAUACCUGCGCUAAGUACUGCUCUUAGGCCUGGUGUGAAGCUGCGACUCCAUGGGCAGAUGAUCUGCAGGCUUGGAAUGCUUUUGCUGGGGCCGGGCAAUGUAAACGUCCUGGGCGGGGAAGUAGAAGAGUUGGCUGAGCGCAACAACCAGGGAAGGAUUCUAUGUCAGGCGCUGGGACUUCCUGAAGAGCAACUGGAAGAGCAAGUCAGGGAGGAAGUGCCACCAUCAGAUCAAGAUGAUGUCGCAAACCAUAGAGAGCAGGAUUUUGAGCUAGAUGACCUUGAGCUGCUGGCAACUCUCGAGGCCCAGGAGGAGCAGGAAGUGGUAGAGGUUCCUCCAAGACCUGUUCAAGACAGUGGCUACAGGACACUCACUCAGUCCUCAGGAAACUCUAACGGCAGGAGUCUGAGCACCUCAUCCACCAGAAGUGAAACCUCUAUACACACCGUUGUGAGCGGAUUGAAUUCAUACCCAAGUGGUCACCGUGGUAAUGAGGAAGAGCAGUCCGACGUCAUCGAAAUUUCCCAGCAGGGCCCGGAUGUCGACAAUGACUUUCCUGACGAGGAUUUUUUCAACGUAGCGUUGGAAGUGGAGGACGUCGCGGACUUCCAAGGAGGCACCACCAUUCAGAACUCAUUUUCCUCCGCUCCUCUUCGUGAAUCUUCCACAGAGCAAAAUGGAUUUGACGUGGAAGAUAUGGAUUUUUCAUCCGCAGGCAUUGAAUCUUAUGGAGAGAGGACACAUAGUGCAGAGUCCAACCAAUUAAUUAGAAAGGAAAUGGCUGGGAAAGAAAAUGCCUUUCACGGGGAGAGUCAUGCCUUAAGCACUUCAAGAGCAAAAGUGGACCCACUGUGUGACAUUAAUCUAACCUCACCCCCAUUUACAUACCUGUGUUUGCUAGAUAAAAUUUAUACGCCCACAUGCAUAACUAUCAAAGCCUUCAUUGUCACCCUCUUGGGUAAACUAAGCACCAGUGACGGCUUGUGGCAAAUCUGCGCCACAUUGUCGGACGGGAGCGGCUACCUGGACGCCAAACUGUCCGACCGGGUGCUGACAGACCUGCUGGGCUUCACUGUUGCUGUGAAGGGUGAAAUGAGACGUGACCCGGCCCGUAGGUCCCAGCUGGAUGCCAGCAUGAGGCGAUGUCAAGAGGAGUUGGUGGACAUGUGCUGCCUCAUGACUGUGGAGGUGGGGAUUAUGAACGCGGGAGCUGUGGUGACCCAGGCCAAGCCGGUCUCUGAGGGGGUCCACAGCGAGCUGGAGCGGAGAGUGCGAGACAGGAAAUGA
This is a messenger RNA of Nerophis lumbriciformis (worm pipefish), 1749 nucleotides long. The record is from RefSeq and is a predicted model, not a curated record. NCBI's taxonomy places the organism in Eukaryota, Metazoa, Chordata, Actinopteri, Syngnathiformes, Syngnathidae.